CCGUCACGUGGCCGGCGCGGAAGCAACACCCGGAAGUAGCGGCCGGCGGCGGGUGUCCCCGCUUGGGUGCACGGGGGGAGGAGAACGAGAAGGAGAGCGGCGGUCCUGCGUGCCCGCCGUCCCCGGGCCCUGCCCAGCCGGCUGACCUAAACUGUGUUUUUUCUAAACAUCAUGGGAGAGAUUAAAGUCUCUCCUGACUAUAACUGGUUCAGAAGCACAGUUCCUCUUAAAAAGAUAAUAGUAGAUGAUGACGACAGUAAAGUCUGGUCGCUGUAUGAUGCAGGACCUAGGAGUAUUCGGUGCCCACUCAUAUUUCUUCCUCCUGUAAGUGGAACUGCAGAUGUGUUUUUCCAGCAAAUUUUGGCACUGACUGGAUGGGGCUACAGAGUUAUCGCUUUGCAGUAUCCGGUGUACUGGGAUCACCUUGAGUUCUGUGAUGGAUUCAGAAAGCUGUUAGACCACCUUCAGCUGGAUAAAGUUCACCUUUUUGGAGCUUCUCUGGGAGGCUUUCUGGCUCAAAAAUUUGCUGAAUACACACACAAAUCUCCCAGAGUUCAAUCUCUGAUCCUAUGUAAUUCCUUUAGUGACACUUCUAUCUUCAAUCAGACAUGGACAGCAAACAGCUUUUGGCUGAUGCCUGCUUUUAUGCUGAAAAAAAUUGUCCUUGGGAAUUUUGCAUCUGGUCCUCUAGAUCCUGAAAUGGCUGAUGGGAUUGAUUUCAUGGUGGACAGGCUGGAGAGUCUGGGCCAGAGCGAGCUCGCUUCAAGACUUACCCUCAACUGCCAGAACUCCUAUGUAGAACCUCAUAAAAUUCGAGACAUCCCUGUGACCAUUAUGGAUGUGUUUGACCAAAGCGCACUUUCAACUGAAGCAAAAGAAGAAAUGUAUAAGCUUUAUCCUAAUGCCAGAAGAGCUCAUCUCAAAACAGGAGGCAACUUCCCAUAUCUCUGCAGGAGUGCUGAGGUCAACCUAUACAUUCAAAUCCAUUUACUGCAGUUCCAUGGUACCCGGUAUGCGGCCAUUGAUCCCUCCAUGGUCAGUGCAGAAGAGCUGGAAGUCCAGAAGAUCAGUCUUCACACCAGCAAUGAGCAAGAAGAGCAAUAGGUUUUGGGGUGUCAGUGAAAAUGAGGAAUCGGUUUGGUGGUCUUCCUGUGUACAAUCAACUGUUCCCACUCUGCCUUUUUCCUUGCGUUAGCCGAUUAUCACUGUGUGAUUCCAACAGGAUCAAUAGUUAGUGAACUACCCAUGGACAGUAACCUCCAGCAGUGUAAUGGGAUAGAGCUGUUUAAUUUUCAGUCUUUGAAUUCAAGGAAGCAUCUUUGAAGACUACAGUUUUAAAAACAAAGACAUUUUUGCUACCAAAGUCUUCACUAUCAUGUUCUUAAGCAGAACGAUAUUCUUUUUAUAUUUUUCACUCAGCUGUAUAUAUUGCCACAUGUAGAUCAUGUACUUAUAAGCUGACAUAUAUUUUUGUUGAAUAUUUGGUUUAAAAGAUGUUAAGUGCCAAUGUUGCCAUCACUUAUUUGCUUCGUGUGUUGUAAGUUAGUUUCUAUUUGAAAUAAAGCAUUUGAAUUUUUAACUUCCUUGCUGUUCAAAAAUGGUUUUCAAUAAAAGUUCAAUUUCA
This is a messenger RNA of Harpia harpyja (harpy eagle), 1624 nucleotides long. RefSeq names its product SPG21 abhydrolase domain containing, maspardin (gene SPG21). The record is from RefSeq and is a predicted model, not a curated record. NCBI's taxonomy places the organism in Eukaryota, Metazoa, Chordata, Aves, Accipitriformes, Accipitridae. Gene Ontology annotation, cellular component: trans-Golgi network transport vesicle; cytosol. The transcript is spliced from 9 exons. Bases 172 to 1104 code for a protein of 310 amino acids. Gene Ontology annotation, molecular function: CD4 receptor binding.